This is a messenger RNA of Olea europaea var. sylvestris, 1263 nucleotides long. RefSeq lists its product as uncharacterized. The record is from RefSeq and is a predicted model, not a curated record. Bases 1 to 1263 code for a protein of 420 amino acids. The transcript has a single exon. Lineage: Eukaryota; Viridiplantae; Streptophyta; Magnoliopsida; Lamiales; Oleaceae.
AUGGCACAUACGGAAUUCACCUGCGAGUUGCAUCCGACCUCUGAAGCGGAGGAUGAACAGGGCGACGACGCAUUCAUGGAAGAAUUGCAAGUUGACAUUAUGGAGUGGUUUCAAUACUGUCAAAUGAAUGAGGUUACUCUCAGAAACUAUUACCACGAACAAUGCACUCGCGUUUCACGAUAUCCAUUCGCGCGAAAUGGUCACAUGUUCAUGUUGGACGCGAUGAACUAUAGUCCUCAACAAUGCUACGCAGAGUUCCACAUGUAUCCCGUCAUGCUGCGCGCGUUCGUACAUAUGCUGCGUGACGAGUACGGGCUGCGCAGUCAUCAGCACGUAGAUAUUUAUGAACAGGUUGGUAUGUUUCUCUGCAUACUAGCACAUGGGAAGGGAUACAGACAGGUGCAGACCUUGUUCAACCAUUCAUUGGAAACCGUUGGACACUACUUCAAGCUUGUGCUUCUGGCGGUCCUCGAAUUCUCUCAACGAGUAAUUCGACCAGAUCCGAACUACAAUAAUUAUGCCGAGCAUCACGUUCCGAAUCUUAACAAGCAUCCCAUAUUUAGAGAUUGCAUUGGUGCGAUUGACCGAACCCACGUAAGAGCCGUGCUUCCACGGGAGCAACGCGUGAGUUUUAUCGGACGAAAAGGAAUUCCGACACAGAAUGUGCUAGCGGUAUGUGAUUUCAAUUUAUGCUUCACAUACGUGCUUGCAGGUACGACGGGGAACUCCCACGAUGCUCGCAUCUUGGCGCGGGCUAUAGAUAAUCCCGAGCUUGAGUUUCCGCACCCUGCACCUGGCAAAUAUUACUUGGUUGACUCGGGAUUUGCUCACCGACCAGGGUAUAUGGCGCCCUAUAGGGGCUCAGAUAUAUUGUACCAUUUUCAGCAAUUCUAUGACGGCGACACUGGGCGUAGACGUAACUUUCGAAAUGCCCGCGGAAAAUUUAAUUUCAGGCACUCGUCAUGCAGAAACGUCAUAGAACGUGCAUUUGGCGUCUGGAAAAGUCGUUGGAAAAUACUGGAUCGUAUGCCCAGUUAUGCGUUCGACGUGCAAACACAUGUUGUAAUUGCAACCAUGGGCAUUCAUAACUUUCUUCGACGGGCGGGCGUGGUGAACGAAGCAUUCGUACAAGCGGAGACAGACCCCGACGCAGCAGAAGUCGAGCUACCAAGCACACGGGACGAAGCUUCAGCGAAAAUGAAUGCACCGGAGUCACGACGAGAUGAGUGGAAUAUGUUCGGAGAUUAUCUGGCUCAACAAUAA